Messenger RNA from Onychostruthus taczanowskii (white-rumped snowfinch), 2973 nucleotides. RefSeq lists its product as uncharacterized. The coding region runs from base 1549 to 2973 and encodes 474 amino acids. NCBI's taxonomy places the organism in Eukaryota, Metazoa, Chordata, Aves, Passeriformes, Passeridae. The record is from RefSeq and is a predicted model, not a curated record. The transcript has 3 exons.
GAUUCUUUGUCAGCCAGCACCUCCAAGCAUGUGGAGAUGCCACCCAUCCCUCAGAGCUGUGACCCCACCUCUCCAGGAAAGUGUCCCAUCUGCUCCCUUCCCAAAAACCCCAAGGCUGGGAUGCCUUUCUCUCAUCCAGCUUGGCCGGAGCAGCACCGGGCUCAGCACAUGGGCAGCUGUCAGUGUGGUGGGAAACCCAAUCCUUCCUGGGGCCGGAGCAGAGGGAUAACACCAGGCUGAGAUCAUGGCCUGGAAUACCCAGAGGGAGGGUCACCACAGCCACCCCUCCCACCACCGCUGGGCUUCCCACGGACAACACAACCCCCAAUCCCAGCAGGAAUGCUGCUCUUGAACCCCCAGCUACUGUCACCACUGCACAGGGACACACAUGGCCACAACCCUGCAGGGCACUGCACGCACCACACAGCACCGGAUCCAAGGUGGAAAAGGCAAAGCCAUGGAUGGAGCCAGCAUCCAGGCAGACCCCAGUGCCAACAAAGGAUAGGGAUAGGCUGGGAUAGGCAGGGAGUCCCGGGGGAAAGGCUCCUGAGCCGGCCAUGCUGCAGGUGGCAGGUUUGCAGGUCUCACUCCUCCUUCCAACACUCCCCGCUGUGAAAAAGCCUCUGGAAUGUGAGCCCAGAAAGCAAACACACUCCUGGCCACAGCAGGGGCCGCUGGCUGAUAACUGCGGGCCCUUUGUGUCCUUUUUGGGAUGGGCACCACUCCAGCCGCGCCUGGAGCACCUUGGCAAAGGUGGCAGCAGUGGUGGCACGCUGGGCACACCCAGGAGAGCUGCCCGCCCCUCACCCGUGUGCUGGGAAGGAGCCGUUCCACAGGCGCUGCUGGAAGCGGCCUCAAAUCACUGCCCUGAUAAUGGAAAAAAAUCAGUGUUUGGGAAAGAGGGCGGGAACCAGUGGGGACUUUCCGGGGGAAGCGGAGUUGUGCUUUCGUGUUCAAGUGAGUCACCACGCUGAGAGGAGUGGAACAAGCAACACAUGGUGUGACUUUUGGGGCUGUCCUGUGCAGGGCAAGGAGCUGAACUCGAUGAUCCUUGUGGGUCUUUCCAACCCAGGAUAUUCCAUAAUUCCGUGACUCAGAGGACAGGAUGCUCCAGUAUCAUGGCACCCCAGAGCAGAGCAAAGCUCCCAGUCCUUUUCCAGAUACUUGUGGUCAGUGACUGCUCUCUGUGUCACUGCAUCCCUCCCAUGUCCUGUGGGGUGUCCCAGUGCCAAACCUGGGGCUGGCAAACCGCAGCUGUCCCUGCUGGAGCUGGAGAUAGUGGAUACAGCUUCCCAAGAUCUGCAACAUCCCGAGGCACUUCUGUGCCUCAGUUUCCUAUCCCUGCACUGGGGGCUCCUCCCUUCCUUCCUUCUUGGCCAGGAGAUCGCUGGGAGCCAAGGGUGGAGUACAACAAAAAUAGAGCUUUAUUUUGGGACAAGUGCAAUUGGAGCUGGGUCCUUCGGCCCCGGCGUGGAGAUACAAGUGUGGCAACGGCCACCACAGACCCCGGCAGCGGUGCCAGGCACACACACCGGGUUGUCCUUUGCCAUGGUGAGCAUGUGCUGUGUCACAGCCCAGCACUGUCCCGUGUCACAGCCCACCACUGUCCUGGAGAGAUGGCAGCUGGUCCAGGCCGCUCCCAUGCCCUCGGCUGGGCUCUCACCAUCUCUGCCACGGAUGCCAGUCUGCAGCGAGCUGGGAGGGGCGGGGACAGCUGUGGGGGCUGAGGGGCGUGGUGGGGACAAAUACAACAUCGGCAGCACCACCGCCAGCCCCGUGGGAUUGUCACGACACGGUGGGGAUGGGGACAGGAGAGGGGACACACCCGCCCUGUCCUGGGCAGUCGGUUCGACCACGAGAACCGAGUGUACACAGAGAGCCAGGGGCCACUCCAGCCAGCAGAGCUCAGUAGUGACACACACACAGACAGACAUACAGACACACACACACACAUACUGUCUUCCCAGGUGGGACAGCAGCUGGAUGCACAGAGCUGUGUAUCCAGAGCUGUGUCCAGAGCCACGUCCCCGGGCGUGCCCAGCCCGUGUGUGCACCAUGCAGAGCCAGUGCACAGCGGUACCUGCCAGCAGCACACACCUGCACACACACACUCAUGGAGCUGUGCACGCCCAGCCUGCACACGCCAGCACACGUGUGCCACACAGACACUGCACACACCUGUGUACAGCCUGUGGCAACGCACACGUGCCCACAAGCACGAGAUCUGCUCGCACACAGAGCCUGUGCACACCCACACCUGCACCCAGAGCUGUGCACACCAGUGUGUGCAGUGUCAUACACAUCAACACACGCAUGUCCCAGACAGGGCCAUGCUCACACCUGCAGAGCCUGUGCACACUCACAAGCACAGAGCUGUGCAUAGAUCCACUCACAUCCAAGUGUGCAAUUCCACACACAUGCACACAGCAGUGCACACAUCACGUGUGCACGUCAGCACGUCCGUGUGCACAGUGCUGUGCACACCAGCACACCUGGACACUGUGCAAAGCAGGACGUGUACACUCACUUCUGGGCACACCAGAAAACACACGUGCACACAACCAUGCACACUAUCACACGUGUGCACCUCAGCAGCUGUGUGUGCACACAGAGCCAUGCACAGUGGCACACAUGUGCACAGUCACACACCCUGGCACACACAUGCACAGAGGAGUCACACGCACUGGCACACAGGUGCAGUCACACACACUGACACAUGUGUGCACAGAGGAGUCACACACACUGGCACACAGCUGCACAGAGGAGUCACACACACUGAUACACGUGUGCAGAGUGACACACACUGGCACAUGUGCACAGAGGAGUCACACACACUGGCACACGUGUGCACAGAGUCACACACACUGGCACACAGGUGCAGUCACACACACUGACACACGUGUGCACAGAGGAGUCACACACACUGGCACACAGCUGCACAGUCACACACACUGGCACACGUGUGCACAGUAA